AUCUUUAGCCCCAAAAUCUUUAAAGAAUAAAACCCCUCUCGCCUUCACUUGUUUUUCUUCUUCUUCUUCUUCUAGAGUGAAAGCUUCAAAAUUAGAUCUUUUGAUCAAAAUAUAUUCUCCAGUUAGGGAAAAAGAAGAGUGAGAAGAAUAUUUAUUGAUUGUAUAAAGGAAGGAAGGAAGCAAGAAAGAUGUCAUCUUUGGGAACUUCAAAGGGAGUGUUGGAGAUAGCUAAGUUUGCAGUAUAUGUGAGUGUCCCGAUUGGGCUGAUGUACUUCUAUGCCAACAAUACCAAGAAUCUCCAAAAAUUCAUGGGAAAUCGUCAAUAUGUCGUCUACCCCCCUGAAGCACCACGACCUCCAUCACCAGAGGAACUAAGAGAGAGGGCACGGGAGUCGGCGCGGAAGAGAAACAACCAAUAAGUUUCUGGUUUUGUAAGUAACAAUAAUGUAGCUUCCAGUUGUAUCUCUCUCUGUCCUGUGUGGCAAACAAAUUUAGUCGAAUCCUCAGAUGUACACCGGAGAUGAAUGCGCUUGUCAUUUCUGAUGUUGUGUUGAUCUGUUUAACAUUCAUUUUUACUCC
Messenger RNA from Coffea eugenioides, 579 nucleotides. RefSeq lists its product as uncharacterized. The coding region runs from base 189 to 419 and encodes 76 amino acids. The transcript is spliced from 2 exons. The record is from RefSeq and is a predicted model, not a curated record. Gene Ontology annotation, cellular component: mitochondrion. NCBI's taxonomy places the organism in Eukaryota, Viridiplantae, Streptophyta, Magnoliopsida, Gentianales, Rubiaceae. Gene Ontology annotation, biological process: mitochondrial respiratory chain complex IV assembly.